Teleopsis dalmanni is the source of this 2223-nucleotide messenger RNA. RefSeq names its product (E3-independent) E2 ubiquitin-conjugating enzyme-like. The transcript is spliced from 8 exons. NCBI's taxonomy places the organism in Eukaryota, Metazoa, Arthropoda, Insecta, Diptera, Diopsidae. The record is from RefSeq and is a predicted model, not a curated record. Bases 1 to 2223 code for a protein of 740 amino acids.
AUGGAAAAGUCUUCACCGGCAAGUGUAACGGAAGUACUACAAGAAACACCAGCUGUAAAUACAGAUUAUGGUGCAGAAAAAAAAAUAAACAACGAUGUGGAGUUCAUACCACCAAUGGACGUUGAUGGACCAGGAUUUUUACAGAAAUAUUUGAGAUCCCAGUCACCUAGUGAGCUAUGCGACGCACAAAUGUUUAGUGAGGAUGAAGUUUUCCGCAUAGAUCGGAAUGGCAAAGUAAAAUUUGGCAUUGUCCUUGAAACAGUUGAUACUAAUUCUGGUGGUGAAGAAGAGGAAGAAGAUUAUGAACGAAAUCUUAAUAAAGGGGAAGUUCGUGUUAGUUUCUAUCCAGAAGGCAAACGUGUUAUCUACAGAGAAAAUGCGAUUGGACUAGUCGAUCGCUCGUUUAUGCUUGGUGACAUAGUUCGUAGAUUGGUUAAAGGUAUGGACACACAACGUGGUUAUGUGCAAGAAGUUAAAAUAAAUGCCGAUGUGAAAGUAUGCGGUAGUAAAUAUGUGGUGACAAAUAUAUCAUCUGAGAGAUUGUCAGACUUAACAGACUUAUAUAAUGAAUGUGUAGUGGUGAUGGGUCCAUGGGUCGGUACCGUUAAAGAAGUUGAGGAAAGAGCAGUAUUAAGAUCCACUAGCGGUGUGCGUUUUGAUUUGGAUUCAACUGAAUUUGAUAACUUUAACGAUAACCGUUCUGCAAAUGGUACAGUGUUUAAUACUCAUUUUUUCUAUCCUGGUAAUACAGUUAUUGGUCGCCCACAUCAAAUGUCAAGUGUUAAAUUAUUGCCACCAUUUAAACCAUUACCUUUCGAUAUUAGAGGCAAAGCUAUUAAAGCACAAUAUACAGUUGAGUCACUUUAUGUACAGAGUGCAUGGGUGCAUUGGCAGUGUAGAGCAUUGUCUGAAGAUUCGACUGCUGAAACCACAAAAAUCGAAGAACCAAAAAAUUUUUUCGAUGGUGAAGACUUAAAGCAAAUAAAGCCUUUAAAAUUACCUGAUUUAUUGCGUAUGAAUGAUCUAUUCUUUUUUGAAUUGUUGUCUACGGAUAAAAUUGUAAAAAAAUCUGACUGGGAUCGAGAACAGGGUAAUGCUUUAAAGAAAUUAAAGAAGCUACCACAAGCUGAAUCUACAAAUAGAAUUAAGUCUGCAUUCAAAACUAAGUUCCAAAUGCCUUCGCAUCAAAAAAUAUCGAGUAAUGAUUCAGAUGAGGAUGAAGAAGCAGAAAGCGAUAAAGAGGAUGACUCAAGCUGGAUUGAUGAAAGUUCAAGUGCUACUACUUCAGCUACUGUAUCCAAUUCGUCUUUUGACGAGCCAAGAGAUCGUAAACGUACGCGUAAAGUGAAAAUGUUACGAAAGUCUAAAAGAAGUAGUUCAUAUGCAUCAACAGAUAAGUUACAGAAAACGUUUAAAUAUGGAGAAAAAGUAGCCGUCGAAGCACUAGUUAUGCAUAGUAAAAUAACCAUAAUGUGGCAAGAUGGCACGAGAGAAACCGAUAUUCCUUCGACUGAAUUAUAUCAUAUUAAUCAAUUGGACACUCAUGAAUUUUUCCCUGGCGACUAUGUGAUGUAUGAAAAGGAUAGUAACGAUAUGACUUAUCGUGAUUAUGGUGUAAUUCAGUCAGUUGAUCAUUAUGGAAGAACGGCUCGUGUGAAAUGGUUUACAACAUACACCUACAGUGAAGAGCCCAAGCCUACCUAUAACGGUAUAACAGAGGAAAGUGUUUAUGACCUGAAAGAUCAUCCAGAUUUCCAAUAUCGCCCUGGUACAAUUGUCACACGUGUAGACAAUUUCGAUGUUGCGAAUAAUACAAAUGCUGCAGGUCAGAUCAUAAAUACUUGUCAAGAGGGCACUGUAAAGGUUAGAUGGGUAGACGGCAGUAUCACCUCCUGCUGGCCACAAGAUCUGUUUGAAGUUGUAGACCAUGAGCAUGAUGAGUACAGUGAAGCUUCUGAUGAUUCUUGGGAAACUCAAUCGGAAAACAGUGAAUACGGUGAUGAUCUCACUAUUAAAAUGUGUCCAUCGCAUACACUUACAAGCUUAGAAACGGCACGAGUUUCUUUAGCGCGAUUAGAAGAAAUUUUCCAUUUAAGUCCUAAUCUGCAAAGUACUGAAGUUAUGAAGAAACUUAUUCAUGCCUACAAAACCUGUCGUUCCUUAGAUCGUGUAAUGGAUACCAGAUUUUUCCACGAAGAAAACUUUAUGCUUAACAAUUAUUAA